This is a messenger RNA of Raphanus sativus (radish), 560 nucleotides long. RefSeq lists its product as uncharacterized. The transcript has 2 exons. The record is from RefSeq and is a predicted model, not a curated record. Bases 55 to 372 code for a protein of 105 amino acids. NCBI's taxonomy places the organism in Eukaryota, Viridiplantae, Streptophyta, Magnoliopsida, Brassicales, Brassicaceae.
UUUCUAUUUUCACAAGUCGAUCCCUCCUUGCCGAGUUGCCGUGUGUAGAGAGAAAUGAGAGAGACCUCGACGAGUGGUCUUUCGUGGCGGCAUCUGGUAUUCUUCACUUCGUCUGUUCUGCACUUUGUCCUAGGUCUUUCAGGUGAUACCAAUACCACAAAUAAAGAAGUUAAGACAGAGUCUCACAAUACUUCUAGCAGAAGAGGCGCAAAAGUAAUACUCAUACUAGUCGGAUUUGUGGCUGUAGCAAUGUUCUCCUUCUUUCUAUACAAGCUAUGGCAGAAGAAGAAAAGAGACGAGCAGUAUGCCCGGCUGUUGAAGCUCUUUGAGGAAGAUGAUGAACUCGAGGUUGAAUUAGGCCUUCGAGAUUAAAAUCAAAUUUAGAAAUUUGUUAUCAAAUUGCCCUGGGCCGUGUUUGUUUGUGUUGGCUUGUUUUAUUGUUAUGUAAGAUAUAUAGAAGAAUCAGAGCAUGUCUAUGGUUAAAACGUUACUUUUCCCAGUGAGAUCUUAUGUUUGCUAUUGGCAGGUGUUUAUAUUUUAUAUAUCCAUUUGAUAGUUAA